This is a messenger RNA of Pelobates fuscus (common spadefoot toad), 2840 nucleotides long. RefSeq names its product parathyroid hormone 1 receptor (gene PTH1R). The record is from RefSeq and is a predicted model, not a curated record. The transcript has 14 exons. Gene Ontology annotation, biological process: intracellular calcium ion homeostasis; adenylate cyclase-activating G protein-coupled receptor signaling pathway; cell surface receptor signaling pathway. Gene Ontology annotation, molecular function: peptide hormone binding; parathyroid hormone receptor activity; G protein-coupled peptide receptor activity. The coding region runs from base 752 to 2473 and encodes 573 amino acids. NCBI's taxonomy places the organism in Eukaryota, Metazoa, Chordata, Amphibia, Anura, Pelobatidae. Gene Ontology annotation, cellular component: plasma membrane.
AUAUAUAUCCAGCAAGAUCUCCUGUAUCUACAGCGACUAUCUGUAUCCAGAAUUAUCUCCUAUAUCUACAGAGACUAUAUAUAUCCAGAAAGAUCACUUAGAUCCACAAACAUUGCUUGUUCGAAGAAAGAUUGAUUGUAUCCAGUAAUAUCCAUCGUUUUUUGCCAGAUGUGACUCAGUAACAGGGGAAGCCGUUGUGGGUCCCAACACAGAACUGGUUUGUCCCAGAGAGGUCCUUGUCCCAGUCAGGUCACUGUGUCCAGAGCUGAGUGUCCUCCAGAAUAGGUCAGGGUCAGCCCUGAGCAGAGAUUCCAGGAGUCUCAGUGAAGAAUGGAUCCAGGUUCCAAGUGCAAAGUUUGACUGCAAUCCUGGACUGUUACAGUGAUACUAUCUCCUCCAGCAGGGAAUACAUGGGAUGGAAUGAACACAUACAAAUCUUAUCCCAUCUAUCUGACACUUCCUGGGCAGGAGAGAGGGCAGCCCUCUGCUCACAUAUGGAUGUGAUGACUUCCUAGAUGUACACAGACUAAACUCCCAGCUCCUUCCUCUGAGACUGACUCUCCAUAAUAACUGCUUUAUUUGUAUCUGUUGCAAAGCUUGGGGCCACCAGGAGAUAUGGCUUAUACAUCCUGGGACAAGGUGAGAAGGGCCAGCCAGCUGGACUCCCUGGCAAUGAGCAUUGUUGGCUAACUGGAAGGUCUGUACAGAUUCUGCCUUUGCUCUCCCACCUUUGGAUGCAGUGACCUUGGAUAUGGGAUCAUUUUUGGUGACUUCUAGUCUGUGUGUAAUUCUCUGCUGCUCACUAUUACAUUCGGCUAAUUCUCAGGGUUAUCGACUAAUGGAGGUAACAUCUCUGGAUCACAAUCAGAUCCCUACUCCGAAAUCAGGCAUGCGGCCUGGUCCAGCAGAUACCUCAUGGGUGGAUGCUGAUGAUGUUGUCACCAAGGAAGAGCAGAUUAGCCUUUUAUAUAACGCCAAAGCAAGGUGUGAGAGACAUCUGAAGUCCAAAGUGCCAAAGUCACACGAUGGGUUUUGUUUGUCUGAGUGGGACGGUGUGGUCUGUUGGCCGGCAGGUGCCCCAGGCAGCGUGGUGUCCAUUCCUUGCCCCGAAUACAUCCUUGACUUCAACCACAAAGGUCAUGCCCAUCGACGGUGUGACAUGAACGGGAGUUGGGAACUUGUGCCAGGUAACAAUCGGACCUGGGCAAAUUACACAGAGUGCACAAAGUACCUCUCCAACGAUACCAGGCAAAGGUUUCUCUUUCAGGAAGUGUUUGACCGCCUUUAUUUGAUUUAUACUGUCGGGUAUUCCAUCUCCCUUGGAUCCUUAACUGUAGCUGUCCUUAUUCUAGGAUACUUCAGACGAUUACACUGCACAAGGAACUACAUCCACAUGCAUCUGUUUGUUUCCUUCAUGCUGAGAGCUGCCAGUAUCUUUGUUAAAGAUGCCGUCUUAUACUCUGGAUCUGCUAUUGAAGAGAUGGAGCUGAUUCCUGAAGAAGACUUCAAGGCAUUUGCCGAUGACCCUCCAGAAGAAAAAGCUUACUUUGUGGGAUGCAAAAUAGUUGUAACUUUCUUCCUCUACUUCCUGACGACCAAUUAUUAUUGGAUCCUGGUGGAAGGACUCUACCUGCACAGCCUCAUCUUCAUGGCCUUUUUCUCAGAUAAAAAAUACCUGUGGGGAUUCACGCUGUUUGGCUGGGGGCUGCCUGUCGUGUUUAUUACAAUAUGGGCCAGAGAAAGGGCUACAGUUGCAGACACAGAGUGCUGGGACUUAAGUGCUGGUUAUUUAAAAUGGAUUAUACAGGUCCCUAUCCUGGCUGCUAUUUUGGUAAAUUUUGGUCUUUUUUUAAAUAUUGUACGUGUUCUAGCGACAAAACUAAGGGAGACGAACGCAGGGAGAUGCGAUGCUCGGCAACAGUACAGGAAGCUGCUGAAAUCAACCCUAGUACUGAUGCCACUUUUCGGAGUACACUAUAUAGUAUUUAUGGCGCUGCCUUAUACCGAAGUGUCGGGAACCUUGUGGCACAUUCAAAUGCAUUAUGAAAUGCUGUUUAACUCUUUCCAGGGGUUCUUUGUCGCCAUAAUCUACUGCUUCUGCAAUGGAGAGGUGCAAGCCGAAAUAAAGAAAUCGUGGAGCAGGUGGACACUUGCACUUGACUUCAAACGAAAAGCCAGGAGUGGAAGCACCACAUAUAGUUAUGGCCCAAUGGUGUCUCACACAAGUAUUACUAAUGUAACUACGAGAGGGACCUUAGCCCUACACCUAAACACUAGACUUGUAUCAGCAGCCAUUAACGGCCAUAGGAACUUACCGGGUUAUGUAAAAAAUGGCUCAAUUUCUGAAAAUUCUAUACCUUCUUCGGGACCAGAACAAUAUAAUAAAGAUGAGGAAUAUCUAAACGGAUCUGGAAUAUAUGAUGGCGAAAGACCAGAUUCCGUUGUAGAAGAAGAGAGAGAAACUGUAAUGUAAAUAUUUUGUCGAAGAACAUAGUGGGCCAAGGAGACCUACAGUGGGUUCAAAGGAGAAUUGCAUUUCAUGGAACAAAGAACUUGUUGUAAAGCAAACCAGCCAGUUGUGAAUGUGAGCUGGUAUUUAUUUGCAUACACUCUAUUGUGACCUGCUUCCAUUGUGGUAAUGAAGUCUAUGCCUUUCAACCAUGAAUGGUGGUUUCUUCUGAACAAUGAGAAUUAGUGCAUUCAACUUACGACCUAUUCCCUGAGAGCCUCAGAGCACAAAGGCCUCACUUAACGAAUAAUGAUAAGGAUUAAAAUUAUAAUUUUUUAUGAUGUACUUGUGCAUUAUUUUCAAUAACUUUUAUAAAAUAUUAUUUGGUUUA